UAAAUACUAUUGAUACCACUUUGCGAAACUGAUACCUCUGUUUUAUUAACCUUUUCUUCUCACUUCCAUGCUUAAACCCACAACUUCCCCACUCAAGAACUAACUUUCAACAUGUUAAACCCUCUGACAUUUCUUUAUUAACACUUUAAACCCAUCUUUCUCCUCCUUUUUAUAAACUGUUUUUUCUCCCCUGUUUUUUCUUCUACAAAAAUUUAAAAAAAAACAGAGUAAAAAUGGGCAGAGCAACUCGUUGGUUGAAGUCACUUUUAGGGAUGAAGAAGCAAAAUGACAAGGAAAAAACGCCUAAAUCUAUCAAUAAUGAUGAUUUGAAGAGAGAUAAAAUGUGUAUGGUUGAAAGAAGGUGGAGUUUUACUAAACCAACAAAGGAGAAAGUUAAAGAUAAGGAAAAUCAAUGGUUUAGAAAUUACAUUAGUGAGACUGAAAUUGAACAAACUAAGCAUGCUAUUGCUGUUGCUGCUGCUACUGCCGCAGCGGCCGAUGCGGCCGUUGCGGCAGCUCAAGCAGCUGUUGCUGUUGUUAGAUUAACUAGCAAAGGCAGGGGAACUCUGUUUUCUGCUGGUGGAAGAGACAGAAUGGCUGCUAUCAAGAUUCAAACCCUUUUUAGGGGUUAUUUGGCCAGAAGAGCACUUAAAGCUUUAAAGGGGCUGGUAAAAUUGCAAGCUCAUGUUAGAGGAUACCUUGUACGAAAGCGAGCUGCAGCAACUCUCCAUAGUAUGCAGGCCCUCAUUAGAGCUCAGGCAUCUGUACGAUCUCAAAGGGCUAAUUUAGCCCAAAACCGAUCACGAAAAUCGAUGGAAAGGUUGGAUGAAACUAGAAGUGAUCAAUUCCAUAGCAAGAGACUAUCAACUUCAUAUGAACGAGUAUAUAACAAUGCAUAUGAAGGGAGUCCAAAAAUUGUUGAGAUUGACACAUAUAAUAAGCCUAGAUCAAGAUCUAGGAGGAUCAACCCUUCAUUGUAUGAUUUUAGUGGGGAAGAUAUGCAAUACCCCACAAUGUCUUCACCUCUACCAUAUCCUUAUCCGGGCCGGGUAUCCAUACCCAGCAAAGACUAUGAUUGGAGCUUCUAUGGGGAUGAAUGUCGGAUCUCAACAGCCCAAAGUACACCUCGAUUUUCGAACUCGGCUCGAUCAAAUGGUCCUCCUACACCCACCAAGAGUGUGUGUGGGGAUAGCUUCUUUAGGCCUUACUCCAACUCUCCAAGCUACAUGGCGGAUACGCAAUCGUUUCGGGCCAAGUUAAGGUCUCAGAGUGCACCUAAGCAAAGGCCCGAGGCCCGGAACAAAAGUAGGCUAUCAUUGGAUGAGAUAAUGGCAGCAAGAAAUAGCAUUAGUGGUGUUAGAAUGCAAAGAUGUAGUUCUCAAGUUCAAGACACUUUGAACUUGUGAAAAUAUAUCACAAUUUCCCUUCACCCCAAAUGUAGGGAUAUCCCUUUGUGAUUUAAUUUGAGUAGUGAAGCAAAGAAAUAUUUGUAGAGUAGAGAAGGAGAAUUAAGAGCUUCUUACUCUUUAAUUAGUCUUUAUUAUGUUUUUCAGUAGGUUAGUAGCUUUUACGUACCAUGCAACUGAUUAGUGAAAGACUGGAAACACAGGGUGAUUGUAUAUUCUAAAGAAAUCAAGUAAUUUUCAUUAGAA
This is a messenger RNA of Beta vulgaris subsp. vulgaris (sugar beet), 1652 nucleotides long. RefSeq names its product protein IQ-domain 26. The record is from RefSeq and is a predicted model, not a curated record. NCBI's taxonomy places the organism in Eukaryota, Viridiplantae, Streptophyta, Magnoliopsida, Caryophyllales, Amaranthaceae. The transcript has 3 exons. Gene Ontology annotation, molecular function: protein binding. The coding region runs from base 234 to 1406 and encodes 390 amino acids.